Siniperca chuatsi (mandarin fish) is the source of this 2969-nucleotide messenger RNA. RefSeq names its product dickkopf-related protein 1-like. Gene Ontology annotation, molecular function: co-receptor binding; receptor antagonist activity. Bases 185 to 946 code for a protein of 253 amino acids. Gene Ontology annotation, biological process: negative regulation of canonical Wnt signaling pathway; multicellular organism development. Lineage: Eukaryota; Metazoa; Chordata; Actinopteri; Centrarchiformes; Sinipercidae. Gene Ontology annotation, cellular component: extracellular region. The record is from RefSeq and is a predicted model, not a curated record. The transcript has 4 exons.
CUAGGACUGUGAGUCAAGAGGCUUCGAAAGCAUCGUGCCGAAACUCUCUGGAAACUUUGGGAUUCAGGAUUCAGGCCGCUUUGGACUUUGUCACUCCGUCAUUUUCCCAGACAUUCCCAUUUCCCCAAACAGAAGGGUUUUUUUCCCGUGUGUUUGCAACACAGCAGAGUUUAAGGGGAGAAUCAUGCAGAUACUGUCAGCGCGUCGCUUCUUGGCUGUGUAUCUCACGCUGUUUGGAUACCUUGGGGACGUUUACACUGGGACAGUCCUGAUGAACUCCAACGCCAUCAAAAAUUUGCCCGGUGCUUCGGGUAGCAAAGGCUCCGACACUGUCAGUCCGAGUCCACGCACCUCUCCCUCCGGUAGCGUGGGACACAAAUUACCCGUAGACACCUUGCAGCAGUCAGGUGUUUGCACUGAUGAUGAAGACUGCGGAGGUGAUGAAUUCUGCAACGACGCCCGAGGCGCCUGCCUGCCCUGCCGUAAGAGCCGGAAGCGUUGCGCACGGGACUCCAUGUGUUGCGCAGGAAACCGUUGCAGCAAUGGUGUAUGCCAGGCAAAUGACAUAGAUGGCACAGAAGCAUACAUCAUCACUGGCUGGCACAAACACAACAACACCAUGGAGCAUCAAACCAAGAGGCCUCCCACUGCCCACAGCCAUCAGCCUAAUGCUGUGAAAGGCCAGGAGGGGGAUAUUUGCCUGAGAUCUGCAGACUGCUCUGAGGCUCUGUGCUGCGCCAGACACUUCUGGUCUCGCAUCUGUAAACCUGUUCUGACGGAGGGCCAGGUGUGUACGCGCCACCGCAGGAAAGGCACCCAUGGCUUGGAGUUGUUCCAGCGCUGCGACUGUGGCGACGGCAUGGCCUGCCGACCAGAGAAAGGAGAGAGAGACCACAGUGUCAGCAGGACUGCAGCCCGGAACCUACACACCUGUCAGAGACGCUGAUACAAACGCGUGGACACACACACACACACACGCACACAUGCACACGCACACACAGACAGUAAUACCCACACACCCAGCAAACCCACAAAUCAGUCACAGACACUGACAAACACUUUUCAUCCUUGCAUACACCUGAGAUGCUGACACACACACAGAGACACCCAACACCUAAGACAUUCUUUUCUGCCAAAGUUGCUGACACAAACAGCACCCGGAAGGAUAGACAUGAUUCCUGGAAAAGUGAUACACCCAGAGGGAUGCAACAGUGCAAGAUGGACUGAUCCAAUUUCUCAUUAACAGAUGAGGAGUCGAAAGUUAGGAAGUGACAUUUCAGAAGUCUUGGGAAGAUUGAUUCAUGUCAUCGGUAAUGGCAGAGCUGUUUUGUUUCUCUUUUGAUGGAACUUCAAGCCUCAAGUUAUUGCAGUAAAUUACUGUAUUGUAAAUAUUAUCCUGGAGGUGGCACUUAAUUGAGCUAUUGAAUUCUGUCAACACCAGUAUUAUAAAGACAUGGUGCUGCAUGCAUUGUAAAUGUGUUAUAUACAGUAUAUAUUGUUUUAUAAGAAAAUGUUAUAUAUAGAAAAUUUGAAUAUAUUUGUUUUAUUAAAUGUUAUGUGAUAACAUUACUCCUUUCUUCCUGCCCCUCAUUUUUGGGAAUAGUUGGUCUGAUCUACUGUGUUACAAAAAAAACAAAAGAAAUGUCUUUUACUUUGACUCAAGAUGUAUCAAAUAUAAAUUCUCCUGCAGCAGUUAGGAUCUAAACCAUUUAGUCCAAAUAUUCACUUAACCGUUGGUACGGGUGUUAACUAACAAGCACCCCCUUCUGGAAAGCAAGAGUUAUUUGAACAGUCAGUCAGUGGUGUUUAACUCGUAGUCCAGUCUUCACAAAUCAGUGGUUAAGGCUGAGUGGAUGGUUUAAAUGUUUGGCCCAGAUAUGCUUCUCAAACUCAUUACACACAAUUGCUGAAAUAUGUGCAGGCACACACACAACAAAUAUACAGUUUUAAUGAGUCAUUACUGGAGCCUCAACAGGCCACAUCCUGCUAUGGCGGCAGAGGAUGGUCCAUCAGGGCUAUGUCAGACGUCAUCAGACGAAUAUUAAAAACAGGAGAGGACGCUACCCUAUCAAAUGAUAACGGCAAAGAGGUAAUAACAAAGUAUGUGUGUCCUGGCGAGUGUUUGCCACCUAACCCUUUGGUGUUGCUGGCUAGUUUCUAAUUAUAACUUACUUCCCUGCCUUCAUGUGCAGCAGAGCAGAUAGCUAGCUAUCCAAACUAAGGCCUCUAAUUACUUCAUCUUACUCAAUCUACACAAGGAUUCAUGAAAUGAGGUGCACCGCAGCGCUUUUUGUGAUGCAACUUAAAAAAACAAGAAAAAGGAUCUUGGUUCUCAAUCUGUCCAGUUGCACAGCACACCCCAUUUCCUGGCUGUUGUGCAAUGGAUGUGCUCUAAUGUGUAGGUUUUGAAUCCACCCAAAUACACCUUGGUGCCUGUAAUUAGACCUGUUUAGAUUAGAAGAUAGCGAGGAAAUUACUGUAUUUUCUGCUUGAUUCUCGUGUCAGAUCAAAAGGAGCACAAGACACUCUUGAUAUCUGACCGAGCCAGAUAACCUCUUUAUCUGUUUACAUCCAUAGACAUUCAUUUGCAGUUUGUCUUAGGAAGACAAGGUGAGGUUUACUCUGACUGUCGUUGAGGAUCAGUGGUGAAAAGCAACUAAGGUUGUUUACUCAAGUGCUGUACUUAAGUAUUAUUCUGAGGUACUUGUACUUUACUUUAUUUCCAUUCUAUGCUAUUUUAUACUUUCACUACACUUCAGAGGCAAACAUUGUACUUUUUACUCCACAACAUUUAUUUUACAGCUGUUACCAGUUACUUUGUAGAUAAAGAUUUUUAAAAAGCUAUAAUGAGCCUAUGAAAUACAUUGCUUAACAGCACAUUGCACUACCCAGCAGCAUACAGUGUAUAUGUUAAAAUGAGCUGUUUACAUGUUAAUGCAUCAGUAACAAUAAAACAGUAGUAUAAUAUA